AACAUCGUCGUCUGAGUUCCCUGAUCGUGUUCGCUGAUACUGGUACCCACAUGGGCUAGCUGGUCGAACUGUCCGUAACUUCAAGGAUGAAAAGGCGGUGCGGGUCCAUUUGGGGGAGAUCGUUGAUGGGCCACCCACAGCAGGUGCACAAUGGAAAUUGAAGGCAGACCCAAAGUGUCGUGUAGUUCUCUUCGAAAGCAAUGCCCCCGGGGACCGACGUCUUAAUGUCACAAAGGAAAUGGUGCAGAGGCUCUUCAGUUACCAUCAAGUCCCAUCGUGCUAUCUUAACCUUCUCACCUUUUAUCACGAAUCGACUCAUCUGAACGACAGCUAUGGUGCAUUCAUUGGCCAGCAUUCCCUUUCUAUUCCAGGACGUCCGUUCCAUGCCCUUGGGCGUAGUGGUCGACGCAUUCAUGUCUCAUAUGCCCUCCGCACCACGGCACAGUUCAUUGAGCAGAGCGAGGUGAAGCUCAGGGACGGUCUCAGAGACGAUCAAGCCGCAAAGCGUGGUGUCCACGACUGGGUCAACCCACAAGCACUCAUACACCACCAGUUCGAUCCAAUCAGCGGCGCCGCCACCUGGUUCAUCACGACUUCCAUGAAGCCUGGAAAGGACAAAGGUGACUAUAAGCCCGUGAUGUGGAAAGAGCAUCUGAGCUCUUUCUUCAGCGGUCAACACCAGGAUAAGGCCUUCGACGAGCCCCACACCGCCUUCGAGUCCAGCCUACAGGUACAUCUGAGACUGGUUAGGUGGUCUCUCGAGAGUCUUUCCGGCUUCAUCCAGCACUCUGAAAAGAAACUCAACCGAUUGACUCAGCGCUACACCGCGAUUGAAGUUGAGGUCUUUGAUGACAAAGACAUACAACGGCUCGGGAACUUGAUGGAUCGCAUCAACAUGCGGCUCAUGGACCUGAAAAGUAAUCGCAAGGUGCUCACGGCCUUGCAGACGUUCUACAAACGACAGUUCGGAGAGCACCACACUCCAAGCAUGGAGGCCUACUGCGGCGGCUGGGCAGACAAGAGUUGCGGCAUCGUCUACCGGUUCAGCGCAGAGCUAGAUGAACUUCUUGACGAGCUGGACACGAUAUCUGACCGCUUGACCGCACUCAAGGAGAAGAUUGACUGGAGCACAAACAGUAUCCUCUCAACGCUUCUCCAGAAUCAAAGCAACAAGCGCGUCUAUGCACUGACCAAGCAAGGGCAAAAGGAGGCCGUCAUUGUCGCCCUGUUCCAGUACAUUGCGCUCAUCUUCCUGCCUGCUACAGUUGUUUCGGCCGUUUUCAGCACCGACAUCGUCAAAUUUCAAGACCUCAGCCCCGGCCAAGUCCUCUCCUACUCCCCGCAGGCCCUCCUCGCGUGGGGUAUCACCACAAUCGGCCUCACGAUACUCACAAUCGGCUUCUCCGAGACCUGGAAGCGCUACAAGCGCCGCCAGCAGGACAUUGCGGACGCCGGUGGUCUCGAUGAGGACGACGACAGCAACGACGACGACUCCUGGCAUGGCACCGGCCGGAAUAACACCAGAAACACAAAUCAAAGCGGCGGGAGCAGGCGCAUGAUGGUUACAAACACAAGUCACUCGGCCAGGCAUGGCUUCAGCCCCACCGGUAUGGGCAAUGGCCAUGCCGGCACGCAUUACUCUAGUAAUCAUGCCAAUGGUGUCGGCGCCGACAGGGCUGGAGGCGAUGACCCCAUGGUGACAAACAACUUUCGUGCUCGGGGCCGCACCGCUGCGCUGGUAGGCCAUUCGGGCGAGCCGGCCGGGGAAAAUCAUACCACAGCACGGUUGGUCGGGCUGCCUGGGUUUGUCGUGGAGCAGGCGAAUGUGCCCGCUCCUGCGGCGCAUCUGCCGAGCUCGAGGCGGAGAAGGUCGAGGAUCGUAAAUGUCUUGGCUACAAGGCGUGGGCAUAGGCGGAUUCCGUCUAAUGCUAGUGUUGCAUCGCCAGCAAAUGCUGACCACGACGAGGGUAAUCGUGUUCCAAGGACGGAUGGUGAUGGGGCUGGGGCCGGUCCGGGUCACGAAGAUAUGGUGAUGACGAGUCUGGAGGAACGCCAGCCAUGAGAGGGCAAGUUCCGGUUAGCAUUGACGUGUGCUUCCUCUGUAUCAAUAUAUUUAAAAGUCACAAUGCAACGGAUGACUAGCUAUGU
Messenger RNA from Microdochium trichocladiopsis, 2148 nucleotides. RefSeq lists its product as uncharacterized. Bases 239 to 2062 code for a protein of 607 amino acids. NCBI's taxonomy places the organism in Eukaryota, Fungi, Ascomycota, Sordariomycetes, Xylariales, Microdochiaceae. The transcript is spliced from 5 exons. The record is from RefSeq and is a predicted model, not a curated record.